This is a messenger RNA of Myxozyma melibiosi, 2088 nucleotides long. Its product is annotated as major facilitator superfamily domain-containing protein. The transcript has 7 exons. Bases 194 to 1807 code for a protein of 537 amino acids. Gene Ontology annotation, biological process: transmembrane transport. Gene Ontology annotation, molecular function: transmembrane transporter activity. Lineage: Eukaryota; Fungi; Ascomycota; Lipomycetes; Lipomycetales; Lipomycetaceae. Gene Ontology annotation, cellular component: plasma membrane. The record is from RefSeq and is a predicted model, not a curated record.
GGGGACGUCGGCAAUAAAUUUAUCCUGAAGAACUUUUGAAAGGCAGCGAAGGGCCAGGCCGCUGCUCUGCCCGGAGUUGUAUUAAACCGCAGCACGCGGCUGCUCGUAGGAGAUGGUCUCUCAAAAGGAAGGCACGAUCCGGCAGGCUUUUUUUCUCUCUCUUGGCUGAUACGUAAGAAGAUAUACGUAAAGAAUGGAAAAGACAGCAAGUCACACACACAGUGCAGACGCCAGUCCGCAAGGCCACGAGUAUGUAGAUAGUCCGUCUGCGGCGGACUCGAGCCGGUCCUCGUGGGACUUGGAGAAGCAUAUGAACUCCGACGCGGCAAAGCUCGACGCGUGGAGCCCUGAGCAGGCCGGCGAGGGUGACGGAGAGUCGAGCGAUGGCGAGAGUACGGAGAAGUUCGAGGUCGGCUGGGACGGUGCUGAUGAUCCGCAAAAUCCAUAUAACUGGGGUGCUGCUCGGAGAUGGUUUAUAACUAUCGGAACAUGUCUAUGUGCAACCAACAUUGCCUGGUCGAGCUCAGUAUUCACAGCUACGUACGACGGUAUGGAGGCAGAAUUCGGCAACGCGCGUGAGAUCUCGAUCUUGACGCUCACGCUCUACGUAUUCGGCAUGGCCACCGGCCCUAUGGUCUACAGUCCUCUGUCGGAGUUCUACGGCCGCCGCAACAUCUACAUCAUCUCCUUCACCUUCUUUGUCUGCAUGGACCUCAUCGUCGCGUUCGGCAAGAACAUUGGUGCGAUUCUCGCGGGCAGAUUCUUGAGUGGUCUCGCCGGGAGCGCAUUUAUUGCGCUCGCGGGCGGCACGGUCAGUGAUUUGUUUCCAAAGAAGAGCUUGGGGUUGCCGAUGUCGUUUUACACCAUGGCGCCGUUGAUGGGACCGAGUCUGGGUCCUAUUACUGGAAAUUUCAUUUCCGCAAACGCGUACUGGCGAUGGGUUCCGCGAGUCAUGCUCUGCUUCACUGGUGGAUGCUUGAUCUUCAUCAUUCUGUUUGUUCCCGAGACAUUCGGCCCAGUCCUUCUCCGACGAAAAGCGCAAAAGCUGAGAAAGCAGAUCGGCGACGAGCGAUAUAAAGCGCCGAUCGAGCACCUGAGCAAGUCCGUGACCAAGACCGUCCUGCUGAGCUUGAAGCGACCGUUCCAGAUCAUGCUCGGCGACUCGAUGGUGUUCUUCCUUUGUCUGUACACCUCGAUCGGUCUGGGAAUCAACUAUCUUUUCUUUGACGCGUUCCCGCUCGUGUUUGAGAAUAACAAGGGUAUCAAGUCUGAGUUUAUCGGACUGACGUUCUUGGGCGUCUUGGUCGGUGUUAUCAUCGGAGUGAUUGCGCAGCAGUAUUGGACAAAGCUGUACGACCAACUGACUGCCAAGAACGGGGGUGUCCCGAAGCCGGAGUUCAGACUUCCUCAGCUGAUUGUCAGUUCGUUUGCUGUACCGAUCGGUCUGUUUGGCUUCGCAUUCACUACUUAUAAAUCAGUGCACUGGAUCGUUCCCAUCAUCCUCAGUUCGUUCUUUGGAUUUGGUCUGCAUUCUUUGCUUGCCGCUGUGUUUACCUACUUGGUCGAAGGAUAUCGUUUAUACGCGGCUUCAGUUCUUGCGGGAAAUAACUUCAUGAGAGGAUCAUUCGCAGCUGGAUUCCCGCUGUUUGGAAACCAAAUGUUUGAACGUCUGGGGUAUCAGUGGGCAGCAGCGCUCCUUGGGUUUAUCACCUUGGCAUGCAUUCCAUUCCCGAUCCUGUUUUACAAGCACGGCGAGAUUCUGAGAGCAAAGAGCAAGUACGGAUAUCUUGGAGGCGAUUCUCCGUAGAGUUCUGAUUUGAUUUGAUGUUGUUUUUGAUAUUCAAGACUGUUUUUGCAUUCACGCGCUUUAUGACUGGUUUCUUUGAUGAUUUGCAUAUGGAUAUUGUUUUUGAUAGUUUAAUGGAUGGUGUCAUAGAGAAGACCCUUAUGCAGUAACAGCAGUAACAACAGUAACAACAGUAACAACAGUAGUAACAGCCCUGAUAAACAACAGUCAGUAACAUACAAUCAAACACUCAAUCAAUGGUUGACUCAACAAUAUGACAAAUGACCAAUCCACAGUCAUCU